AUGGCAAACAAGCGCAAGGAAAUGGACAUUGCGACGCGAUCGUUGAUAAUAAACUUCUGUUGUAACACCAGUGUCGCCGGAGGAAAAAAAAUGGACGAACCACCGCCACGAAACGAACCGGUCGUUGAGCCGGUGAACGGCAUCGUUCAGCCACCGGUGGUUCCGCCACCAGAUAGGCCUGGUCGGCUUACCAAUCAGUUGCAUUUUCUACUGAAAACGGUAAUGAAAGCUGUUUGGAAGCAUCAGUUCUCGUGGCCCUUUCAGCAACCUGUGGAUGCGAAAAAGUUAAAUCUUCCGGAUUACCACAAAAUAAUCAAACAGCCAAUGGAUUUGGGUACGGUUAAAAAGCGGCUUGAAAACAACUAUUAUUGGACGAGUAAAGAGUGCAUACAAGACUUUAAUGUUAUGUUCUCGAAUUGUUACGUGUACAAUAAACCGGGUGAAGAUGUUGUUGUUAUGGCGCAAACAUUGGAAAAGCUAUUCCUAACAAAAGUGUCGUUGAUGCCUAAGGAUGAAGUCGAGAUGGAAGUUACCACGCAAAAAGGUGGUAAAAAGAAACCUCCACCUCGUCAGCUAGCACCCCCAGGAACUCUAGUCGGUAAUACGACAGUUGCGGUUCCGACUACACCAACAACACCUGUUACACCUGCAGCAACACCGGCCGCGGCCCGGGCUCGACCCAGUUCUUCUCUCGGAGGUGCCGUCACGUCCAGUGUUGCACCAACCAAUGCUACGCCCACGGUUCCGAUCGUGCCUGUAGUACCCGGUGUUCCUCCCAUUGGCACCUUACCGCCGCAAACAGUUCCCGGAAGCACAAACACGACAACAACGGCCACGCCAACUGCUGUUAGUGCCACGCACAAUUCAACCCUCACUUCACCUGUCACGCCCGUUGUGGCCAAACCGCCUGCUCCGACGACGUCACCGUACAUAAUGAACAGUUCGCAGUCAGGAAUUGAAACGGUCUUACCUCCACAACAGCCCGCUAAAGUUAAAAAGGGCGUUAAGAGAAAGGCCGAUACAACGACGCCAACUGCAACCGCUUACGAUCCACACUAUGGCGCUAAUUUGGACCCUAGCAGUGCUAAGAUCGCCACCCGGAGGGAAUCUGGACGACAGGAAAUCGCACCCUUCCAGUCUGCCACUUAUCCUAUUUCGCCAUACCAGGGCGCGGCUGCUCAGCAGAAUCAACCGAAGAACAAGGAAAAGUUAUCCGAUGCGCUCAAAUCGUGCAAUGAGAUAUUGAAGGAACUGUUCUCAAAGAAACAUUCAGGCUACGCCUGGCCCUUCUAUAAACCCGUGGAUGCCGAACUGCUAGGUUUACAUGACUAUCAUGAUAUUAUCAAGAAGCCGAUGGAUUUGGGGACGGUCAAACGGAAGAUGGAUAAUAGGGAAUACAAAUCUGCGAACGAAUUUGCAGCUGAUGUUAGGCUUAUAUUUACCAAUUGUUACAAGUACAAUCCCCCAGAUCAUGAUGUCGUUGCCAUGGGUCGAAAAUUGCAAGAUGUUUUCGAAAUGCGUCUAGCAAAUAUACCGGAUGAACCGGUAAACAAUGUGACACCUAAUCAAAGUAAAGAGAGUGACUCCUCGUCAUCAAGUGACUCAAAUGCAAGUGAAGACGAUUCUGAUUCGGAUGAAGAAUGUAAUCAGAAAUUGAAGCUGCUAGAGAAACAGCUAUUUGAAAUGCAGGAACGAAUGCGGAAGCUAGCAGAGGAAGCUUCGCUGAAAAAGAAGGCGAAAAAGAAACUAAAGGAAAAGAAGAAACAGAUGGCAUCUAUGGGAUCGAGUGAAGUGAAGCCCGUGCUAGACGUACACAGCACCCCAACCCAGGCAAAAGCCCUACAUCAAACAACUGCGCUAGCACCACCUCAGAUUGGUAGUGCAGUACCGGCAAUACCGCCAGCAGGUGCCGCCAAAACCAAAACGAAAGGUCAACGAACGCCCAAAGCAGCGGCUGCUCCAAAUGCGCCCGCCAAGCGAGCGAAAGGAGCAGCAGCUGCUGGAACCGGCGCAACUCGGGGGCCGAAUAAGAAGAAAGGUUCGCAAAAUAUUGCUAACUUUGACUCCGAAGAAGAAGAUACUGCAAAACCCAUGUCCUACGAUGAGAAAAGACAACUAUCACUCGAUAUUAAUAAACUACCAGGUGAUAAACUCGGUCGUGUUGUACAUAUAAUUCAAAGCCGGGAACCAUCACUUCGUGAUUCCAACCCAGACGAAAUCGAGAUAGACUUCGAAACUCUUAAGCCAUCGACUCUGCGAGAGCUGGAAAGCUAUGUCGCGUCCUGUUUGCGCAAGAAAACCCGUAAGCCUUACUAUAAAAAAGUUUCUGGAAAGUCUAAGGAUGAACAAAUGGCGGAGAAGAAACAAGAACUCGAGAAACGGCUUCAGGAUGUCACCGGACAGCUGGGUACUGCCAAAAAGAACGCUAAAAAAGCAGAUGAAGCGGCCAAACAGGAUGUGGCACCCUCCGGUGGAAACAUUUCAUCCAGCAGUAGUUCCAGCGAUUCAUCGUCAUCAAGUUCCAGCGAUUCCAGUUCGAGUGAUUCCAGCGAUAGCGAAGCAGAAUCCGGUCGCCCGCCAAAGAAGAAAAAGAAGGAUUCUUCCUCUCCGUUGCUUCAAUCCCCCGUUGCCGCUAAUGCUUCGACGUCUUCGGGUGUGUCCAUAUCCAGUGCGCCGAUUACUGCUACUCCAUCGGGAACUACAAAUACUGCCCCAGUCACACCACAAACCUCAUCAGCGGCAGUUCCAACUAGUAUCCCACCUCUCGCUAACCCAGCAUCGUCAACACCCACAGCAUCAUCCACAACGCCGCAACCGACGCCACAGAAUGUAUCCUCUGUCCCAUCCUCUGUCGUUGUUCCUUUAUUAGAAUCGACAGCAACUACUGUCGCAUCUACUCCUGCUACUACUACUACUUCCAUCACUGCUGCUACACCCACAGUUCCGACAGUUUCCAGCACACCCAGCAAUGCUCCCACUUCGAAUGCAAAUAUGACCAACUCUCAAAAAAUCACACCGCAUUCUCAACCAAGCAACCCGGCUACUAUUACUGCAACACAAAUCAAUUCAGCAUCCGCAUCCGCAUCGACCCUUGUCACACCCACCUCCGCUAUCAGUUCCCUACUGUCGCAGGCAACUCAGAUCCAGUCGCAAUCAUUGGAGAGCAUGACUUCGUUGACUUCAGAUCCUGGUAGCAACACAAUUGUAAAUAACACGCUCAGUAACAACAGUAACAAUUCGGUCAAUAGCAGCUCUAGCAACAGUAAUCAAGUUCCAUUACCAACCCCGUCACCAAACGCGACGGGGAUGUUGGCCACCAAUUUGAUGACAACUAGCAGUAACAGUAUAAAUAACAUCAACAAUGUUACACAGCAUGCCCAUCAGCAACAGCAACUGCAACAACAACAACAACAGCAAACAAGUCAGCAUCAAUCUCAAAAUCUGCAACUGGGCCAACUACCUAGCAAUAAUGGCCUAUCAGUGAACGAUACGAACGGUAUUGGCAGUGCGCUCAACAUACCAACCUCACAAAUACCUUCGGGCUUAGCGGCAAUCAAUAACCUAGCGAAUAUGGCUAGCGCCAGCAUGCAACAGAUGCACCUGCCACAAACUCAACUUGUUCAGCCAAAUCUUUCGCAGCAGCUUCAGAUGGGGUCGAAACAAGCUUCGAAUCAAUCCGUUGGUCAUAUGGCAAUGCAAUUGCCAACCAGCAGGAGUUCGGCAAGUAAUCUGCAAACUCAUAGCAUAGAUAAUUUUAUGGAAUCCCUACAACAUCUUGCACCGUUCGAUAAGUCCGAUCCAACCGCGUUGUCACUAAAUCUCUUGAAUGAUCUCAGCUCAUUGAAGCAAGAUUUGUCGGCUGGUAACAUGCAAAGCAUGAGCUUACUGCCAACCCAAAUGGAGCUGAUGACGCACCUACAAAAUACCAUGCACCAUUCGAACAAUGGCUUCAACAACGACUUCAACGGUAAUGGUCCACUAAACGGCAUGGGAAAUCUUGCGUCUAGCGUCGGAAUGAGCCAGAUGCUGAUGAACUCGAUAGCCACUAGCAAUCCAAUGCUGAGCAAUAUGACCAUGUCGUCAUUAUUCGACCCACUUCAAAACUUUAUGCGCCCGUCCAGUUACCAAAAUAAUCAAACACUAAACGAUCGCACUAUUGACCUCACGGGUGGCAGUAGUGCGGCCGCUUGUUUGCCCAAAAAAGAGGAAGGCAAAUUCAUGCUAACUCCCAAACCCAUAGAAGAUUUACUAAUGAAUCCAAAUGAGAAAAAAAUUGGUGGAACUCCCCCUGAUGUGAAAGGUAAUUUUCCGCAUGCAUCAUUCAAGGCGGCCGCGCACGAUCAAAAUUUAAAGAAUGCGUGGUCGUCGUUGGCCUCCGCAGGCUCCCCUCAAAAUACUCCUACCUCCAACAAACCGAAACCAGCAACGGACACCUUCCUGGCGUUCCGCAACAAGGCGAAAGAGAAACAGGAAAGGCAGAAACAGCUUCAACAACAGGAACUGAAGCGAUCUCAAAAGGAACUGGCGGAUAAACGCCAACUGGAACAACAACAGAAGGUGAAACAGGAGGAAAUCAACAACGGACGAAAAGUGGCCAUCGAACCGGUACCGGUUCGUGUUGCAGAAGAAAUUAAAGCUUCACCUCAGGGAAGUCCUUCGCCGGGAACACCAACCACACCACACAAUUUGGAUCGAUCGGCGGCGAAAAGGGCUGAGCUGCGCAAGCAAGAGCAGGAACGUCGACGAAGAGAAGCGAUGGCAGGUCAAAUCGAUAUGAACAUGCAAAGCGAUCUGAUGGCCGCAUUCGAGGAGUCGUUGUAAAGUGAUUCCGGUUCGAGCAAAAAAAAAAUGCCCGCAGUCCAGGAUAGUGUAGAAAUGAUGUGCGGGCCUGGGCAGAUUAAAUUAAGUUUCCAAAGCUGUAAACCCACACAACAAACACAAUCAUACCGACUCAUACACACACGCAUUCGUAUGGCAUACCACCGAAGCUGAGAGACUACAUGCGAGUGAGUGUGUAUUUUUGGUAGCUGCGGCUGCGUCCUUUUUAGUUGCAAACGGUGCUGUAAACUACAAUAUGCACUCCUUUUGUUUUGUAUAAAUAGAACUCGGUUACGCAGACCGUAAGCAUCUGUCUUCUUUCAGAGUAGGAUGAAGAGUAGACACACAGAUCAUACUAAUAUUGUAAUAAAAUAAGUGACAUUAUAAUUUGUGAUAUAUAACGUAAAUAUAUUAAAAAUAUAUAUUUAAAACGUGAACACUAUGUAUGAUAUGCAAAAAAAAAAGUUAUCAUCUAAGAUCUAGUAGAAAAAAUAUGAAAGAAAGCUGUUUCCGAGAACGAAGAUAGAAACCCAAAAAUCACCUUCGACUCAGACGCUCAGUUUAAAGAAUCAGUGUUACUCCAACGUUCGCGUGUUAGCAAUUAACGGUUCUAAACAGCCAAAAAACUAGAUGUAAUGUAUAGACAAACGAAAAAGUUAGCUUUAUGAGUUUCAUCGGGUAUAUGUAGAUAACAUAUUGUAAUUCUCCUUCUCAUCUUUUCACAGCUCCAUUAAAAAAAUCAGAGUACUUUUCCUGCGAAAGUCGAUGAUUAACUUGGAUUAUUUAAUUUUCUUGUGUGAUCGUUCACAAUAUUGAUCAGAUCAAGGUAGUGAAGUUUCCCAAACUAUAAUUUGCUUAGAAAUUAUGUAUUAAAAGUUGAAGCUCUUAUUUUAUUCCGGAGUGCUCUGUUGCUACUUAGUCCUGUCCAUUUUAGUUAGUAAUCGUGACUAAAUUUAGAUAGCUGUUUUUUUUUUGAAAAUAUACGAAUGCAAAACAAACUA
This is a messenger RNA of Uranotaenia lowii, 5819 nucleotides long. RefSeq names its product homeotic protein female sterile-like. NCBI's taxonomy places the organism in Eukaryota, Metazoa, Arthropoda, Insecta, Diptera, Culicidae. The record is from RefSeq and is a predicted model, not a curated record. The transcript is spliced from 10 exons. Bases 1 to 4821 code for a protein of 1606 amino acids. Gene Ontology annotation, biological process: chromatin remodeling; regulation of DNA-templated transcription. Gene Ontology annotation, cellular component: chromatin; nucleus.